GAAGGCUUUCUAUUGCUUUCUGGGAGGUGUUCCAACCUAACCUGACAGUCAGGAAAAACAGGAAGUAAGAGAUUUCUGGACACUCGAAUCAAUGUUGUGACUUUACAUUACAGCCACAGUGAGCACAAGAAAAAAUGGUACAAAGCGCUGUCAAAUAUAAAGCACUGGCAAGCGAUGUGCGCGAUGUAAACGACAGCGACUGCGCAGAAGAAGAGGACGAUGAAGAAAUUACAAUACAUUUCCAGUCGCCCUUCAAUCAGCCAAAAGGGAGAGGAAGAAGAGACACUUAUAUUAGGGUCAUGGUGGCCCUGAUUCUUUUAGGAAUAGUUUGUGCAUUUAUGAUCAGUGAGUGGAAUGGUUAUUGGACUGAGGAAAAUGAGGACUUAUUACAUUACCAGAAGACCGACAUGACAAGCAAGAACCAUGACCACCACCAGCACCAUCAUGGGGAAGAUGAAGAUCAUGAAGAGGAAGAAGAUCACCACAAUCAUAAGCACAGUGAACCUUUGUACCACCAUGCUGCUAUCAUCACAGACUCGGCAAUCUGUUCCAGGAUUGGUAAAGAGCUUCUUCAGGUGAGAGGAAAUGUGGUAGAUGCAGGGAUUGCUGCUUUACUCUGCCUCGGAGUUGUUCACCCACACACUACAGGUUUAGGUGGAGUGUUUUCAGCUAUUUUGUACAACCACACCAUGCAAUCAUUUAAGGCAAUACGUGACACAUCCCCGAAAUUGCCUGCUUAUGCAGCCCCCUCGCUGUUGCAGGGCAUCCAAUUACUGCAUUCCAACUACGGACAUUUAGAAUGGGGGAAGCUUUUUGAAGGUGCCACAAAACUUGCCAAAGACGGUUUCCCUGUUGAUGGGAUUCUCUCCAGGGCUUUAGAAACCCACAAAGAUAAAAUACAUAAGUCUAAACUGUGUGAUGUGUUCUGCGAUACGGACGGCCACGUGAAAUCAGAGGGUGCACAUGUCGCCAAUGGGAAGCUAUCAGAACUUUUGCUGAGCGUCGGCCUAAAUGAAUCCCAUUUCUCGGAAGAGCUGGCUGUAAAAUUGGCCCAAGACAUUUCUGAAGCCGAGAGGCCGGCUUUUCUUGCUGCCGCUCAGGCUGGCGGUGGAGAAAUCAAUGAGGUCUUUUUUGUGGAAAAGGAGAAAUACACAAUUCUGUCAGCCAAUUCUCAGCUCAAUGGCGAAAUGGUAUCUAAUAUACUAGAUGCAGUCAGAGAGCAAAACCUCUCUUUUGAAAGCGUCGGAGAUCUUAUUGUUGCUGCUUCUUACAACACUCUCUUGAAUAUGGCAGAUGAAUUCUUGAACACAAGUCAGACGGAGAAUAGCCGGAGAGAGAUAUUGGCACUGAAUACCUCAAGCUGUCAAAUAGUGGCUUUUGAUAGUCAUAGCAAUUUUAUUGUCAUCUCCACCUCGCUCAACAGCACCUGGGGAUCUGGGCAAUACUUACCACAUACUGGAGUCAUCCUCAAUGAUUUUACCUCAGACAUCAGUCAGCUGCCUUAUUUAAGUUUUCCUUUAGUAGUGAAGAUUAAUGACGAAGAUGAUGACAGUAAUGGUGAUAAUGAAGCGGAGGAACAUGAGAUAUGCUUACUUGCUGUGACCGGAGGUCUUUCUGCCCUGUUUAACUCUGUGGUCAUGAUGAGAAACCUGCAUGACUUUGAAAUGUCUGCUCAUGAAACUGUGGAGAGUCCACUUUUCCAUAUAGAGCAGAGAGAUCCCAAGUUUUUGUCUGCCUGUAUGUCUGUUGUAACGAAUGGGACUGUUGUCUACGGUAUGCUUUCAGGAGAUGGGCAGCUGCAAAUGGUGGACGAAUGUUCAGGCCAUUUUUUGUCUAUGGUUGUGCAGCUGAGAGCAGAACAUAUAGGAGUGUAUGGAGCUCCUACUACUGAAGUCAGUGCUGAUGGGUAUUAAUAAAAAAGUCUUUUAACUCUUUCCCCACGUCAAUUAAGAAAAAGCUUUUCCCUGCCAAUGACGCUUUCCUGGCGAGUUUUUACGGUAAUCCGCUAUUAUCCACUAGAUGGCGCUCUUACCCAAGUUAUAAAAACUGAAGCAAAAACUAAUUUAUUAAUUUUAAACUCCGUGUAUGUUUUGAUUAUUGUUGUGAAUCUGAUCUCUAACAAAAUUCCUUUACAAAUUAAGUGCAAUAUUCAAUUUUUCAGCUUUUUGCUCAAAAUUUUGUAUUUUUUAAGAAACCUACACAUAAAAAAAGGAAGAUAGGAUGAAA
Molecule: messenger RNA, 2226 nt
Organism: Misgurnus anguillicaudatus (oriental weatherfish)
Lineage: Eukaryota; Metazoa; Chordata; Actinopteri; Cypriniformes; Cobitidae
Gene: ggt6
Product: gamma-glutamyltransferase 6
Cellular component (GO): extracellular exosome
Source: RefSeq, a predicted model, not a curated record